Messenger RNA from Camelus dromedarius (Arabian camel), 1896 nucleotides. RefSeq names its product cytochrome P450 2A13. The transcript is spliced from 9 exons. Bases 14 to 1603 code for a protein of 529 amino acids. Lineage: Eukaryota; Metazoa; Chordata; Mammalia; Artiodactyla; Camelidae. Gene Ontology annotation, biological process: xenobiotic metabolic process; epoxygenase P450 pathway; coumarin metabolic process. Gene Ontology annotation, cellular component: cytoplasm; intracellular membrane-bounded organelle. The record is from RefSeq and is a predicted model, not a curated record. Gene Ontology annotation, molecular function: iron ion binding; oxidoreductase activity, acting on paired donors, with incorporation or reduction of molecular oxygen, reduced flavin or flavoprotein as one donor, and incorporation of one atom of oxygen; heme binding.
GUUGGGAGGUGAAAUGAGACAAUUACAUAAUAAGGAUCAAAGUCUGCCCUUCUCUCCUGGUAGUAUAAAAGCAAACAAUCACAGACAUCACCAUCUGACUGUCACUCUCAGUGCCACCAUGCUGGCCUCAGGGCUGCUGCUUGUGGCUUUGCUGGCCUGCCUGACCAUAAUGGUUUUAAUGUCCGUCUGGCAUCAGAGGAAGCUCAGGGGGAAGUUGCCUCCUGGACCUACCCCACUGCCUUUCAUUGGGAACUACCUGCAGCUGAACACAGAGCAGAUGUACAACUCCUUCAUGAAGAUCAGGGAGCACUAUGGCCCUGUGUUCACGGUCCACCUGGGGUCCCGGCGGAUUGUGGUGCUGUGUGGAUACGAGGCUGUGAAGGAGGCUCUGCUGGAUCAGGCUGAGGAAUUCAGUGGGCGAGGGGAUCAGGCCACCUUCAACUGGCUCUUCAAAGGCUAUGGCGUGGCGUUUAGCAACGGGGAGAUCGCCAAGCAGCUCCGGCGCUUCUCCAUCACCACGCUGCGGGACUUCGGGGUGGGCAAGCGCGGCAUCGAAGAGCGCAUCCAGGAGGAGGCGGGCUUCCUCAUCGAGGCCCUCCGGGGCACGCGCGGAGCCUUCAUCGAUCCCACCUUCUUCCUAAGUCGAUCCGUCUGCAAUGUCAUCAGCUCCAUUGUCUUCGGGGACCGUUUUGACUAUGAGGACAAAGAGUUCCUGUCACUGCUGCGUAUGAUGCUGGGAGUCUUCCAGUUCACAGCCACGUCUACCGGGCAGCUCUAUGAGAUGUUCUACUCAGUGAUGAAACACCUGCCAGGGCCACAGCAACAGGCCUUUAAGGAGCUGAAGGGGCUGGAGGACUUCAUAGUCAAGAAAGUGGAGCAGAACCAACGCACGCUGGAUCCCAACUCCCCACGGGACUUCAUCGACUCCUUCCUCAUCCGCAUGAAGGAGGAGAAGAAGAACCCCAACACCGCAUUCUACAUGAAGAACCUGGUGAUGACCACAGUGAGUCUCUUCUUUGCGGGGACCGAGACGGUCAGCACCACCCUGCGUUACGGCUUCUUGCUGCUCAUGAAGCACCCAGAUGUGGAGGCCAAAAUCCAGGAGGAGAUUGACCGCGUGAUUGGCAAGAACCGUCAGCCCAAGUUUGAGGACCGGGCCAAGAUGCCCUAUACGGAGGCAGUGAUCCACGAGAUCCAGCGAUUUGGAGACAUGAUUCCCCUGAGCUUGGCCCGCAGAGUCACCAAGGAUACCAAGUUUAGGGACUUCCUCCUCCCCAAGGGCACUGAAGUGUUCCCUAUUCUGGGCUCCGUGCUGAGAGACCCCAAGUUCUUCUCCAACCCCCAAGAUUUCAACCCCCAGCACUUCCUGGAUGAGAAGGGGCAGUUUAAGAAGAAUGAUGCUUUUAUGCCCUUCUGCAUCGGAAAGCGGUACUGUUUCGGAGAAGGCCUGGCUAGAAUGGAGCUCUUCCUCUUCCUCACCGCCAUCUUGCAGAACUUCCGCUUCAAGUUCCCGCAGCCGCCCCAGGACAUCGAUGUGUCCCCCAAACACGUGGGCUUUGCCACCAUCCCACGAAACUACACCAUGAGUUUCCUGCCCCGCUGAGCCUGGGCUGUGCCUGGGCGGGGCUGGUGGGAGGAGCAAAUAAGAGGGGUGGGGCUAUGGAGGGCGGGGCUAGGGAGGGUUAGUGAGGGCGGGGCUGUGGGAGGGACUGGGGGCGGGGCUAAAUAUAGGUGAUGAGGACUGUAGGGGAAGGGAAGGAGCAAGGUGGAUGGAAGAGGAAGAAGCAGAACAGGCUCUGUCUGUUCACCUUGCUAGAGACAGAGCCCUCAGAGGUGGGAUGAGAGAGACCUUAUACUAUACUUUUAAGAAGAAUAACGUAUUAUUUAUUAAGCAAA